This is a messenger RNA of Meriones unguiculatus (Mongolian gerbil), 789 nucleotides long. RefSeq names its product keratin-associated protein 10-4-like. The coding region runs from base 1 to 789 and encodes 262 amino acids. The record is from RefSeq and is a predicted model, not a curated record. The transcript has a single exon. Gene Ontology annotation, cellular component: keratin filament. NCBI's taxonomy places the organism in Eukaryota, Metazoa, Chordata, Mammalia, Rodentia, Muridae.
AUGGCCGCCUCCACCAUGUCUGUCUGCUCUGAUGCUCUCACCAACUCCUCCUGGCAGGUGGAUGACUGCCCGGAGAGCUGCUGUGAGCCCUGCUGCUGCCAGUCCAGCUGCUGCCAGCCCAGCUGCUGCCAGUCUAGCUGCUGUGUCCCCAGCUGCUGUCAGUCUAGCUGCUGUGUCCCCAGCUGCUCUCAGUCUAGCUGCUGUGUCCCCAGCUGCUGUGCCCCAGCCCCCUGCCUGACCCUUGUGUGCAGUCCCUGCUGCCAAUCUGGCUGCAGCAGCUGCUGCACACCCUCAUGCUGCCAGCAGUCUAGCUGCCAGCCAGCUUGUUGCACCUGCUUCCCCUGCCAGCCAUCCUGCUGUGUGACUCUUUGCUGCAAGCCUGUCUGCUGCACACCCAUCUGCUCUGGCUGCUCCUCCUGCUGCCAGCAGUCUAGCUGCCAGCCCUCAUGCUGCCAGCCCUCAUGCUGCCAGUCCUCAUGCUGCCAGCCAUCCUGCUGUGUGCCUGUCUGCUGCAAGCCUGUCUGCUGCACACCCAUUUGCUCUGGCUCCUCCUCCUGCUGCCAGCCAUCCUGCUGUGCUCCUGUCUGCUGCAAGCCCUGCUCCAGCAUGUCCCUGCUCUGCCGCCCCGUGUGCAGACCCGCCUGCUGCCUGCCCACCUCCUCCUGCUGUGCCUCCUCCUGCCAGCCCAGCUGCUGCCGCCCAGCAUCCUGUGUGUCCCUGCUCUGCCGCCCUGCCUGCUCCCGCCAGGCCUGCUGUGGCCUCUCCUCGGGCCAGAAGUGUAGCUGUUGA